Phyllostomus discolor (pale spear-nosed bat) is the source of this 4537-nucleotide messenger RNA. RefSeq names its product fatty acid amide hydrolase (gene FAAH). NCBI's taxonomy places the organism in Eukaryota, Metazoa, Chordata, Mammalia, Chiroptera, Phyllostomidae. The transcript is spliced from 15 exons. The record is from RefSeq and is a predicted model, not a curated record. Bases 138 to 1877 code for a protein of 579 amino acids. Gene Ontology annotation, biological process: fatty acid catabolic process. Gene Ontology annotation, molecular function: amidase activity; fatty acid amide hydrolase activity.
CCCGGGAGGGGGUGCAGCGGUAGCGCAGCUCUCCUCCCGCUCCUCCGGCGCAGGCGGAUCCAUGCCGGGUUUUGCGGCGGAAUCUUAAGAGUGCUGGUUCUUCUGUCCCUCUUGGCAGCUCUCUGCAGCGGGAGAUCAUGGUGCUGAACGAAGUGUGGGCUGCGUUCUCCGGUGCCUCCGGGGCUGCCGUGGCCUGCUGCUUCGUGGUGGCGGCCGUUGCCCUGCGCUGGUCUGGUGGCCGGACAGCGCGGGGUGCGGCGGCCCGGGCGCGACAGAAACAGCAAGCGGCCCUAGAAAGCAUGGACAAGGCUGCGCAGCGCUUCCGGCUCCAGAACCCUGACCUGGACUCAGAGGCACUGCUGACCCUGACUUUGCCUCAGCUGGUGCAGAAGUUACACAAUGGGGAGCUGUCUCCACAAGCUGUGCUCUUCACCUAUUUGGGAAAGGCCUGGGAAGUGAACAAAGGGACCAACUGCGUGACCAACUAUCUGGCAGACUGUGAGACUCAGCUGUCCCAGGCCCCAAGGCAGGGCCUGCUCUAUGGUGUCCCUGUGAGCCUCAAGGAGUGCCUCAGCUACCAGGGCCAGGACUCGACCCUGGGCUUGAGCGUGAAUGAGGGGGUGCCAGCAGAGUGUGACAGCGUGGUGGUGCAGGUGCUGAAGCUGCAGGGCGCUGUGCCCUUCGUGCACACCAACGUCCCCCAGUCCAUGCUCAGCUAUGACUGCAGCAACCCCCUCUUCGGCCAGACCACAAACCCAUGGAACUGCUGCAAGAGCCCAGGUGGCUCCUCGGGGGGUGAAGGGGCGCUGAUUGCCGCGGGAGGCUCCCUCCUGGGCUUAGGCACUGACAUCGGGGGCAGCAUCCGCUUUCCCUCCUCCUUCUGUGGCAUCUGCGGCCUCAAGCCCACAGCGAACCGCCUCAGCAAGAUUGGCCUGAAGGGCUGUAUCUAUGGACAGCUGGCAGUACAGGUCUCAGUUGGCCCCAUGGCCCGGGACGUGGAGAGCCUGGCACUGUGCCUGCGAGCACUGCUGUGUGAGGACAUGUUCCGCUUGGACCCCACUGUGCCCCCACUGCCCUUCAAGGAGGAGGUCUAUGCAAGCUCUCAGCCCCUGCGUGUGGGGUAUUAUGAGACCGACAACUAUACCAUGCCCACCCCAGCCAUGAAGCGGGCUGUGCUGGAGACCAAGCAGAGACUAGAGGCUGCUGGCCACACGCUGAUUCCCUUCCUGCCAAGGAACAUACCCUAUGCUCUGGAGACCCUGUCGGUAGGUGGGAUAUUCAGCGAUGGCGGCAGCAGCUUCCUACAGAACUUCAAAGGUGAUUUGGUGGACCCCUGCUUGGGGAACCUGAUAUUGACUCUGAAGCUGCCUAGGUGGCUUAAAGGACUGCUGGCUUUCCUGCUGAAGCCUCUGCUUCCAAGGUUGGCAGCCUUUCUUGGCGGCAUGAAGUCUCGAUCCACUGGAAAGCUCUGGGAACUGCAUCACGAGAUUGAGGUGUACCGCAACUCUGUGAUUGCCCAGUGGAGAGCACUGGACUUGGAUGUGCUGCUCACCCCCAUGCUGGGCCCUGCUAUGGACUUGAAUGCCUCAGGCAAUGCCUCAGGGGCCGUCAGCUACACUAUACUCUACAACUGCCUGGACUUCCCAGCGGGGGUGGUGCCUGUCACCACAGUGACCAUCGAGGAUGAGGCCCAGAUGGAACAUUACAGGGGCUACUUUGGAGACAUCUGGGACAAGAUGGUGUGGAAGGCCAUGAAGAAGAGUGUGGGGCUGCCUGUGGCUGUGCAGUGCGUGGCUCUACCCUGGCAAGAAGAGUUGUGUCUGAGAUUCAUGCGGGAGGUGGAGCAACUGAUGACCCCUGAAAAGCGGCCAUUCUGACUGCUGCCUGCCCAGCUGCCCAGCUGGCUCCGGAAGACCUACUCAAUCUGUGCCCAGCCCAGUCAGGGCACAGCUGCCAGCCUUCAAGGAAAUAUUUACCUGAGGGCACAUGCUUCCUUCCCUUUACCUCUCCAAGAAGCCAAGACCCCCUGAGUCUGGACCUUGCUCCCCUGCCUGGUCCCCAGUCUCUGCCCUGAACCCCUCCACUUGUGGCAGCCAGUGGGUAUAACAUGGGCAAAGGCCCACUAAGAGUCAAAAAAUGGUUUCUAUCCCGUGCACUUCCUGGCCAUCAUUGUUAAGACAGAGGGUCGGAGACUCGGCCUUCUAGAACCUGCCACCAGCCAUAUCAGUGUCCUGCUCCCAAACCUCCCCUGGUUCCCAUGACAGGCAGGAUGGACACAGGCUUCUCGGAGUGGAUGUUGUAGACCCAGCAAGCACUUUACCCUUCUCUUCCUCACACCCCACCAUAGACUGAGUCCUACUUUGCUAGAGACAUUGCCCUUUUGCUUCUUCCUUUUUUUGCUUCUUCCAUCUGCUGAGGAUGCCCUUGCAGCUCCUCUACCUUUAAAUACUUUGAGGCCUGCUCAGAUCCCUCUUUCUCCAGAAGGCUUUCCCUCCUUCCUCUGAGCCUUGGAGUAGGUGGCCUGUUUCCUUCAGCCUGCCCCAUGUAUUGGGCAUCCAUAUGUGUGGGCAGGUGGGGGGGGGCUACCUUUCAUAGUGCACUGGUUCUCCUUGAUGGCAGGGACUCCACUGUGUAUCUUUGUCCUUAGUGGCCAGCACAGGGCCGGGCACAAAAGAGCAAGGAGUGGAGUGCUGACCCUGAGCUGGUACUGUUGGGGAGAAGGAUUCACAGGCCUGCGGAGGUGAACACCAGACAAGGUAGUCUGUUAGAGUGCUCACAGGGCUGGCCAAGGACUAUAUUGGUCUGAGAAGGCUUCCUGAACGAAGAGGACCUCUGUUGAGUCUAGAAAGGUCCCAGAGGCUGAGAUAGGGGAUGGGGAACAUCCCAGGGAGAAGGAAUAACAGUAUGCCCAAAGGCCAGGAUGAGUUUGGUAGAGGGAAACAUGUUAAAUGGGCACAGGAAAAGCAGCGAAGAUGUAGGUGGGGCCAGACCAGGAUGGACUUCCGGGGCCAGUUCAGGAAUUUGAAUCCUGUCUCAAGGGCAAUGGGGAACUCGAAUGAUCACACAAGUGCAGUGAGGACAGUAGACUGGAUGGACGGAGGCUGGACGAGGAUAAGGAGGUUGUUCCUUUAUCCCAAUAAGGAGGUUGUUCCAUUAUCCUAAUCACCUAGGCCUGAGCUAGGGAGGUGUUCCAGGGGCAGAGAGAGAGGGGUAGUUUGGGAAUUGGCAGUGGAGAUGCAAGUGAGCUGUCUCAGCUCAGUCUGCCAGGUUACCUCUCAUGCACUGUGUUGCCUGGCAGGUGGAAGGCUGGCUCGCUAGAGACAGACUUCUUGGCCUUACCAGCAGGGCCACCUCACUCCUCCCUGGUCCCAGCCCUGAAUCCCCUGCUUGCUGUAGAAGGUCUUUCUGAGCCUGAGCAUUCCAGCAGGGUGGACCCCAGGUUCCUAGCUGGCCUACUUCAGAUCUAGCUGCCUUCCUUCUCCAUCCUGAUAUUUCUGCUCCCACAGGUUGCAGAACCAGUGGCACCAGAAUUCUCUGCCAAGGGCCUCCCUGCCUUGGUGGCCCCAGUCUCAGAGCAAGUGUGAGGCGCCAUACCCUGGUGCUGACUAGAAAGCCCAACCCACAUAAAUACCUGGAUGGGGAUGACUCAAUAGUUGCUGCACUCUGCCCUGGUUCCUCGAAACUGCUCUGUCAUUUUGCCUCAUAUAAUCCCGUGAAACUACCUGCAAUCUGCCCAGUUUUCUCUUUUUGGUUACUGAUAUCCUUGUGCUUUCAGAUGCAAGGCUGCGGUGGAGGGUGCCUCUCCUUCAUUCCUUCACUGGUUCAGUGAUUGACCCUUGGAGCUUCAGCAUGGUCACACCUACCCUGUGCUUAGUAGUGCUGAGCUCAACCAGGCCUGGCUCCCAUCCUUGGGUUCCUGGGCUCGUGGGGGUGCUGGACAUUGACAAAAGCAAGUCUGUUCCUCAGGUGAUCAGGACUGGGGGAAAGGGCAAUAAGGGGUCAAAUGCUGCUGAAAGGCAGCAGAAGCGGUCAUUGCAGAAGAAUCAUUUUCACUCCUACUCUCUAAUCCAAGUCACCUGCCUCUCCUGGACACUGCAAUAACCUAACUUGGUUCCCUAUGUCCAUUGUCACCUGUCCCCCAACCAAUUUUCCAUACAGUAGCCAGAGUGACUCCUUAGAAGUAUAUAUCAGAUUGAGCCACUUCUCUUCUUAAAAUCUUCCAACGGCUUCUCAUCCUACCAAGAAUAAAAUCCUGUGUCCCACAAGACCCUGUGUAAAGGGUCCCUUGUCCACCUCUCCAGCCUCACUUUGGGUGUCUCUUCCUCUCAUUCAUCAUGCUCCAGCCACAUGAGCACCUUAAGGUGAUCCAUGCAUCACAGCCUUGGUGUUAGCUGUCCCUGUGCUUGGAAGACUUGGCUCCAAUAUCACCUCUCCUGGUCACCCUCUGGUUAAACAGCUUCUCUGACACUUUGCAGUAUGUCACCCUUUGUACUUGAUAGCAUUAUCACUAUCUGGAAUCAUUUUUUCUUGACCCAAA